Molecule: messenger RNA, 303 nt
Organism: Vavraia culicis subsp. floridensis
Lineage: Eukaryota; Fungi; Microsporidia; Pleistophoridae
Exons: 1
Coding region: 1-303 (100 amino acids)
Source: RefSeq, a predicted model, not a curated record
AUGAAGGCCUGCUACUCGCAUCGUAGGUACCGACCUGAUCGAAUAAUACGCUAUCAAUUCGGUAACACGAACACAACAUCCAUCGAUUCUGCUGAGCGAUCGGUGACUCAACGAAGAAGUGCACCAUUUUAUACAGAAUUGAGCUACGUAUCGUGCCUGUUACUCAUUCCCUGUGCCAGCAAAACAGAUUAUUGCGCGGUAGUGGCAAAAAUUGAUGAGCGGUUUGCAAAAAAUAACAUGAUGCUCAUCACGCAAUGCAUUUCAUUUGUAGAACUGAACAAACACGGUAACUCUGCGCGGUAA